AGUGUAACAUCCCCUUACACCUACCUAUCAUUGGAUGGGGAACAUGAUUAAUUCCUUCUUGAAAGUAAACCUCCCACAAUUCACAGUCAUUCACAGCUAAGUUAUGAGGACCUAUGAUCAGCUAUCAAGUGUCUGAAUGGCUAAUAGGCAGUAAAUGAAGCAAUGGCAACAUUCAUUGAAGAAAAAGGUUCUCAGUUUCUUUCCAGAUAUACCAAUGUUUUAACUGACUACAAUCUUGAAAAGAAUUUAUUUCCUUCCUUGAAGCCCGAAGAUAUAGUUGAAAUAUAUGGGGAAUCAGGAGCAGGGAAAACCGAGCUUCUCUACCACUUUAUAGCUCGUUGCAUUUUACCGGAUAACUGGAAAGGUUUGAUGUUAGAUGGUCUAAACUUAAGAGUCAUCUUUAUUGAUAAUGAUUGUCGCUUUGAUUUACUAAGGCUGAUAACUAUACUUGAAACACGAAUAAAACUUAUGCGUCAAUCAACUUGCAUCAAAUCUGAAGAAAUGUCUGUUUUCAUAAAUGAACGCUUAAGGUGUCUGGAAAUUAUCAAAUGUUUCAACAGCGAGCAGUUCUUGGUGACUCUGCAUUCUUUAGAAACUUUGCUAUCUUUGGAGAAUUAUAAGACUGUUUUAAUGGUUGAUGGAAUGACAUCAUUUUAUUGGAGUGACAAAAUGAAAUAUGUGAAUCACCAUCAAAAUUUACUGAAAUUUUAUACUCAAAUAGCCACUGUACUCAAAAAGAUGUCUCAAAAUUGUAAAAUCCCAGUUUUUGCUACAAGGAGAAAAAUUAUAAACAAUGAAACAAGUGAUAAAAAAAUUCUUGGACAGACAUGGAGAAAUUCAGUUAAGUGGCAACUAGAGUUGACUUUUAAUGGCUCUAAACCUGAUAAAACUGUUGUUUCUUUAACUAAUGUCAAUAUGUCAUCCACCUGCUUAUGUGCAAUAGGCAAAAAUGGUUUUGUAGUUCAUGUAUAAAAAGUUUUUAUUUUUUU
Parasteatoda tepidariorum (common house spider) is the source of this 989-nucleotide messenger RNA. RefSeq names its product X-ray repair cross complementing 2 (gene Xrcc2). Lineage: Eukaryota; Metazoa; Arthropoda; Arachnida; Araneae; Theridiidae. The record is from RefSeq and is a predicted model, not a curated record. Gene Ontology annotation, cellular component: Rad51B-Rad51C-Rad51D-XRCC2 complex; centrosome; replication fork. Gene Ontology annotation, biological process: DNA strand invasion; double-strand break repair via homologous recombination. Gene Ontology annotation, molecular function: ATP-dependent DNA damage sensor activity; four-way junction DNA binding; ATP binding.